AUGUCAUCUAGCGGUGAUCGCAGAUUCGUCUUUGGUUCAACCACGAGUCCACAAUCCAGUGGCUUUGGUGGGUUUGGCACCAGUACGCCUAGCGCAGGCAAGUAUAUGUACCUCUUCUCACCUUUCGCCGCGAGGAUGUUCGAGUCCGAGUCCUUUGUCUUAUCCAUUUGGACGUUAAAUGGCUCUGAACUUGAAGCUGUAUCCAUUUAUGUCUCGUCGACACGUCUUCAACCGACCACCCAACCCCCAGCCCAAUUUGGAUCCAGUUUCUCGACCACAACCCCUAGUCUGUUUGGCAAUAUUGGCGGUAGCACUGGCGGACUAGCGUCACCUUCAGCAAGCGGAUUCGGAGCUCCUUCAACAAGCGGAUUUGGAACUCCUUCGGCCAGCGGAUUUGGGACUGCUUCGACAAGCGGAUUCGGGACUAUAUCAGCACCGCUAUUCAAGCAAGAUGUCUCAGGAACAUCCGGGACUUUGGGCACUCCAGGCGCCUUUGGGUUUGGAAAGGCUUUGAAAGCCCCAACAAUCCCCAUGUCCAAUGGCACCGCUAUUCCUUCUUUUACUCCAACUGUACAGAGAGACGACGUAGGUUCAAACUGCAGGUAUCAGAGCAUCAGUUUCAUGCCUCCAUAUUCCAACUUCUCCUUCGAGGAACUCAGGUUAGCAGACUACAAUGCUGGACGUCGGUAUGCUACGCCCGCAACAUCUCUAGGAGGCUUUGGCUCGAAUCUUUUCAGAGGAUUUGGUACGGGCGUCGGCACAGGCUUUGCUGCCCCAGCUACAACAACGUCCGCGACCUCUCUCUUUGGUACUACCGGUGCUACCUCCGCAGGUUUCUCUUCGAAACCUAGUUUGUUUGGCACUCCUCAGAGCACUACCAGCCCUUUUGGCACCACAAGCCCUUUUGGCACCACAAGCCCUUUUGGCACUACAAGCCCUUUUGGCACUACAAGCUUCCCCAGUUCGCCGUCUCCCUUUAAAGGUCUCACAACUACAGCAACAACUUCAGGCCAGGGUUUGUUUGGAAGCACCGCUACAUCAAGUGCACCUGGCUUUGGCAGUGCGGGUGCCCAACAGCGAGUGUUUCAGCCUUUCGGCGGUGGAAUGGGAGGACUCGGGGCGUCAGCAACCCAGAUUCAACCUUCUGUUGGUGCCUUUGGAGGUGUGACCACAGGUAGCACGGGUACACCAUUUCAAUUUCCCGCAAGUUCCAGUACCUCUCUCUUUGGAAAGCCUGCCUUCGGGGGAACUCAAGGAACAAGCGGGCCUUCUGGAGGAGGUAUCUUUGGCGGUGUUGGAACCAGUGCGAGCGGUCUCCCUCCUGUAGGGAAUGCACCAUCCUAUCCUCAACAACCAUCGGGCGGGUCCUUUGGAACAUCUCCCUGGGGUGUUUCUAGCCAAUCAACUGCAACUGCGCCCGGUUCAUUCUUACCAGUUGUGACUCAAAGUACAGUUCAGCAACCAUUUGGUGCCACGAAACUGUUCGGCGGACUUGGUGGUACUUCGCAAAUCAGUCAACCAGCUGCUCAGCCGAUGCCCGACUUCAAGGUGUCGUCGCUAAACGACCCUAAUCCUUACGGUCAAUCGUCGCUGUGGACAGGACUGCAUUUGAAGCCGUCGGACAGGUUCGAGCCGCUCUUUACUCCCCUAGCUGCCAUUGAGAAGAUGAAAGAGAGUCAAUCGAAGCAACCCGCUGCCAAACCGCCUGCUAAGGCAUUCUACAUGACCCCUACCAGACAUGCCGGUCUAGGCGUUCGCCCAUUGGGCAAGACUAUCGAAAGCAAAGCUCUGCGACGUCGUUUUGCAGCUGAUGGUGAUACUGUCCUUCCUCUCAACUCAUUUGAUUCGUCCCGAAGACGAUGGUCUAGCGGCGACAUGCAGCGACUGACCAUAGACCCAAAUAUAAGACAAGAUCUGUUUCGUCGUCAGUCUUUGUCACCGGAGCCUCUGUCUCAGGUGGAAAAAACGGCCGCUUCUGUUAACUCUGAGAUCGAUUCAGAGAAAGAAAAGCCGCUGACGGAACAAAUGGGUCCCAGGGAAGAAAUCAAAUCCACUGGAGAUUCGACCGAGCAACGACCCUACAAGUCAAAAAGCGAAACCAAAUCUGGAAUCGGCACUGGAUCAGACACAUCAGGCGCCCGUGCUUUGGGGGGAGAAUUUGAAUUUAUUUCAGAAACUGGAGAUAGUUUGCCCGAUAUGGUCACCAAGGGUCGUGCAGCCGGUCAAUUAAUAGAAAAGAGAGUGGCCCCAGAACCUACACCUGACCUCCAUCCUGGGAAAUACUGGAUGAAGCCGAACCCAGACGAGCUUCACAAAAUGCCAGCUGACAAGCUUCAGCGGUUCACAGGAUUUGUCGUUGGUCGAAAAGGGUGUGGUCGAGUCACUUUCGACGGUCCUGUUGACCUUACCGCUUUACCAAUGGAUAACCUUUACGAUGAGAUUAUCAGAAUUCGACCGCGAUCAAUCACUGUAUACCCAGAUGAAAGUUCCAAGCCACCGCCUGGACAAGGCUUGAACGUCCCUGCGACUCUCUGCAUUGAAAAUUCCUGGCCUCGUGCCGAAGGCAAACCAUCAGCAGCAGCAGCAAUAAGUGGUCCCCACGUCGAAACCCAUAUCAACAGGCUCAAGGAAAUGAAGGGUACCCAAUUCGUCGAUUAUGAGGUGCCUACAGGUACUUGGACGUUCAAGGUUCCCCACUUCACUGACUACUACGAUCCGGAUUUCGUUGAACGGAAUGAGUUGCUCUAA
Messenger RNA from Cladophialophora bantiana CBS 173.52, 2748 nucleotides. RefSeq lists its product as uncharacterized. The coding region runs from base 1 to 2748 and encodes 915 amino acids. Gene Ontology annotation, cellular component: nuclear pore cytoplasmic filaments; nuclear pore. Lineage: Eukaryota; Fungi; Ascomycota; Eurotiomycetes; Chaetothyriales; Herpotrichiellaceae. Gene Ontology annotation, molecular function: structural constituent of nuclear pore. Gene Ontology annotation, biological process: post-transcriptional tethering of RNA polymerase II gene DNA at nuclear periphery; protein import into nucleus; RNA export from nucleus. The record is from RefSeq and is a predicted model, not a curated record. The transcript is spliced from 2 exons.